AUGGCGGCUCUGGCUCCAAACUCGGCUGCGGCGGCGUCCACAUCGCAGCCCAGCGACGCUUCCACCCCCUACGUCUCGAAAUGGUCCUCUCGCUAUCGCGGCGCCACCGUAGAAGACCUUGACCCCCCGGCCGCCCUCUCCUUCACCCCAACCGACCCCAUCUCCCACGCCCUCAUGUCGGCCUUCGAGCGCGACUACACUCACUUGACCGUUGUCGAUGCCCACCGCGCCCUUGUCGGCUACCUCUCCAUCCCGCACCUCCAGGCUCUGCUCGACGCUGGCAAGGUCUCGCCCUCGGAUCCGCUUUCCAAGGCUAUGGUACGGUUCCAGCGCAAGGGGCGCAAGUACCGCGUCAUCUCGAUGCAGACUCCGCUGGAGGAGCUCGAGGCCUUCUUCGAGGGCGACGGCGUCGAGGGGAGGAAGAGUCACUUCGCUGUAAUUACGGACGAGAAGAGGCGCUUCGUGCUAGGCGUCGCAACGGUGGAGGACUUGCAGGAGUUCGUCAAGAGGAGGCCGGCGUGA
Colletotrichum graminicola M1.001 is the source of this 522-nucleotide messenger RNA. RefSeq lists its product as uncharacterized. Lineage: Eukaryota; Fungi; Ascomycota; Sordariomycetes; Glomerellales; Glomerellaceae. The record is from RefSeq and is a predicted model, not a curated record. Bases 1 to 522 code for a protein of 173 amino acids. The transcript is spliced from 2 exons.